Messenger RNA from Syngnathoides biaculeatus (alligator pipefish), 2956 nucleotides. RefSeq names its product solute carrier family 23 member 1 (gene slc23a1). Gene Ontology annotation, biological process: transmembrane transport. The transcript has 14 exons. The record is from RefSeq and is a predicted model, not a curated record. Gene Ontology annotation, cellular component: membrane. Bases 771 to 2663 code for a protein of 630 amino acids. Gene Ontology annotation, molecular function: transmembrane transporter activity. Lineage: Eukaryota; Metazoa; Chordata; Actinopteri; Syngnathiformes; Syngnathidae.
AAAUUUUAUUUUUGCUCAAAGGGAGUUUGACGGCCUUUUGAGUGAUUUUAGCCAAUAGUUCACAAACUUCCUGAUAAUCAGAGAUUGAUUUUAAAAAAAAUAUUGAAAGUGAAAAUUGACAUUGCUCAAUUUUGCAGAUUCGGUCCGUCAUCAUAUUGCAAAUCUUUUUUUUUCCUUUUUUUUGUUGCAAUUUUUCGCAUUUUUACAUUGUAUGUCUUUUCGCUAUGACGUGUCUUGUAAAAAUGGAAUUGGAAUUGUACAUGGCAAAAACUGAUCGAUCCAAAACUUGAAUAAGAUUCUUGAUAAAACGUGUUGCCAAUCGAAAAACUUCAUUUGGGACACCGAAUAGCAAAAGUCCAUUUCUUGUCAGGCGAGCCAGGACCCGCCUUUUAAAGCCACGCACCUUCAAAGUCACAAAUACUACAGAGCUCGCGCACUCGACGUCACCAUUUUCCACGGCGCCAUAUUGCCGGUCAGACAAAGCUGCUCGGUGUUGUGGGAGUCGAACCCGAGCAGAUUUUUCACAAUGCCGAGACUUGUUGUGCUGUUGCUUCUCACGACAGACCAGACAGAUCUUCAAAGAGGUCAUUCGAUGGAAUAUCGGAUGAAAAGAUGGAUGGAUUUCGGAAAUUAAGCGGGAUGGAUGGCGGCCGACCAAAUACGCACGACUGUGUCGCGGUCGCUUCAUUUCAGGUGAAAGUCCACCCAGGUUCUCUCCUGACUGUUCCGCGUCGGCACCGGGACGCAUUUCGGGUCUUCGCUGCGUCAACAUGGCCGCCGAUCCGGAGGAGUGGAAGAGUCAAGAUGAGGUUCUGAGGAGGCGGCGCCACCAGGCCGGCCGAGAGCCGACGGGAGAGCAGAAACCGGCGUCGGACAUGAUUUACACCAUCGAGGACGUGCCCCCCUGGUACCUGUGCAUCCUGCUGGGCCUGCAGCACUACCUGACCUGCUUCAGCGGGACGGUGGCCGUUCCCUUCCUGCUGGCCGAGGCCAUGUGCGUGGGCCGGGACCAGAACACCAUCAGCCAGCUCAUCGGGACCAUUUUCACCACCGUGGGGAUCACCACGCUCAUACAGACCACCGUGGGAAUCAGACUUCCUUUGUUUCAGGCGUCUGCGCUGGCUUUCCUGAUCCCCGCCCAGGCCAUCCUCGGCCUGGAAAGGUGGACCUGCCCCAGCCAAGAGGAGAUUUAUGGCAACUGGAGUCUCCCGCUGGACACGUCGCACGUUUGGCAACCCCGCAUCAGAGAGAUCCAGGGCGCCAUCAUGGUGUCGAGCACGGUGGAGGUGGCCAUCGGUUUCCUGGGUCUCCCGGGCAUCCUGCUGGAGUACAUCGGCCCGCUGACCGUCACGCCCACCGUGUCGCUCAUCGGCCUGUCCGUCUUCACCACGGCCGGCGACCGCGCCGGGUCGCACUGGGGCUUCUCCGCGCUGUGCAUUCUCCUCAUCGUGCUGUUCGCGCAGUACUUGCGGACGACGUCGCUUCCCGUUCCCGUCUGCACCUGCAAGAAAGGCCUGACCUUGAGCAGAGUUCACGUCUUCAAGAUGUUUCCCGUAACCGACGUCGCGCCGGCUGGACGCGGUCCGGAAUGUUCGCCGAGGUUUUUUUUUUGGUGUGGGUUUUUUUUUCAGAUCAUCCUGGCAAUCAUUCUGGUGUGGCUCCUGUGUUACAUCUUCACCCUGAGCGACCUCCUGCCCAGCGACCCGCAGCGCUACGGCCACAAGGCGCGCACCGACGCCCGCGGGGACAUCAUGGCCUCCGCCCCCUGGUUCAGGGUGCCGUACCCCUGCCAGUGGGGGGUGCCGGUGGUGACGUUGGCGGGCGUGCUGGGCAUGUUCAGCGCCACCCUGGCGGGCAUCGUGGAGUCCAUCGGCGACUACUACGCGUGCGCUCGCCUCGCCGGGGCGGCGCCGCCUCCGGUCCACGCCAUCAACAGAGGAAUCUUCACCGAGGGCGUGUGCUGCAUCAUCGCCGGACUCUUGGGCACCGGAAACGGUUCCACGUCCUCCAGCCCCAACAUCGGCGUGCUCGCCAUCACGAAGGUGGGCAGCCGUCGGGUGGUCCAGUACGGCGCCGGCAUCAUGCUACUGCUGGGAUGCGUCGGAAAGUUCACGGCUCUGUUUGCGUCCCUGCCGGAUCCCAUCCUGGGAGGGAUGUUCUGCACGCUCUUUGGGAUGAUCACAGCGGUGGGGCUUUCCAACCUGCAGCUGGUGGACCUGAACUCGUCUCGCAACCUCUUCGUGCUGGGUUUCUCCAUGUUCUUCGGCCUGACGCUGCCCGCCUACCUGGACGCGCACCCCAAGUGUAUCGACACGGGUGUGGAGGAGCUCAACCAGAUCCUGACGGUUCUUCUGUCCACCGAGAUGUUCGUCGGAGGUUUCCUGGCCUUCUGCCUGGACAACACCAUUCCAGGGACGAGAGAGGAGCGCGGCCUCCUGCAGUGGAGCGCCUUGACGUCGUCGGCGUCCUCGUCGCCCUCGUACGACUUCCCCGCCGGGAUGGCGCUGGUCCGACGGGUCGGAUGGCUCAGGAGGUUGCCCGUCUGUCCCACCUUCAGGGGGUGGGGCGCUCCCGAAGACACGCCCUCCCUGCGGGGAGCAUCCCAGGUGGAGCGAGGGGCGGAGCUUACGGAGGAAGACGCCGACACGUCCACCAAGGUUUAACGCGUGUACCACGUGACGCUGCCGCCUGCACACGUGGAAAUUGCGUGUUUUGAAUUUUGAUGUAGGAUGGGCGCGUUAAAGCGUUUCUGUGCGUCAGACGUUUUGUCAUUUGCAUCGAUUUGUACACAUGGCGUAUGUUCUUAUCAAUUAUUUUUGUCAUGUGUGAUACUUGAAAUUUUUAGGCCUCGACAACACAUUAUUUUUUUUUUUAAGUCUGAUUUAUACUGUGAAAUAUGUGUGUUGCAUUCCAUGACAGAAAAUCUAAAAUAUAUUAAUUUUGUUCAAAGGGACCA